AUGGUCGUCAUCGUAACCCUAUCGAUCAUGUCUUUUGUCAUCGCUUUAGACGCCACCGUCAUCGUCACCUCCCUCUCGUCCGUUAUACAAGACAUUGGCGGAACAUCUACACAGGCUUUCUGGGUAGGCACUGCGUACUUGAUCUCAUGCGCUACUGUCAUGCCGUUGCUGGCAUCGCUCAGUGACAUCUUCGGGCGGCCUGUCAUUUUGAUCGGCAGCUUGGUGAUUUUUACCACUGGUACAAUUUUGUGCUGCGUUGCUGAAAGUAUUGGACCCUUGCUUGGCGGCCGUGUGGUCCAGGGCAUCGGCGCUGGCGGGAUGUAUGUGCUCAGCUUGGUGGUCUUCACCGACAUUGUGCCCCUUCUCCACAGGCCCAAGUAUUAUGGCAUUAUACAGCUAGCGUGGGCAGUUGGUUCGCUUGUUGGUCCCGUCAUCGGGGGCGCCAUCGCCGAGCACACCACGUGGCGGUGGAUCUUCUACAUCAACUUCCCCAUCUGUGCAUACUCCCUCAUCGCCGUGCCCGUUCUUUUAACCCUGAAGCCUCCUACACGCACGUUUGCCGAAAAGCUUCAACUUGUCGACUGGCUGGGCGGUUUUCUCUUCAUCGGCUCUAUGGUGACGUUCCUGGUCGGUCUCUCCUGGGGUGGCAAUGACUUUCCUUGGCGCAGUGCACAGACUCUCGUGCCGGUUUUCAUUGGCGCCGCCGGAUUGAUGA
This is a messenger RNA of Colletotrichum abscissum, 715 nucleotides long. Its product is annotated as major facilitator superfamily transporter. Gene Ontology annotation, biological process: transmembrane transport. The annotation marks the transcript as partial. The record is from RefSeq and is a predicted model, not a curated record. NCBI's taxonomy places the organism in Eukaryota, Fungi, Ascomycota, Sordariomycetes, Glomerellales, Glomerellaceae. Gene Ontology annotation, molecular function: transmembrane transporter activity. Gene Ontology annotation, cellular component: plasma membrane. The transcript has 3 exons.